AAAAUCAAGAAACAGUCAACUUAAUUUCAUAUAACAAUGUGUGGCAUUUGUUGUUCUAUAAGCUUUUCUGUUGAACAUUUCAGCAAAGAUUUGAAGGAGGAUUUACUGUUUAAUCUUAAACGACGGGGGCCCAAUAAUAGUAAACAACUGUUAAAAUCUGAUGUUAACUAUCAGUGUUUGUUUUCUGGUCACAUUCUUCACUUAAGAGGUUCUUUGACUGCCCAGCCUGUGGAAGAUGAAAGAGGCAAUGUGUUCCUGUGGAAUGGAGAAAUCUUUAGUGGAAUAAAGGUUGAAGCUGAAGAAAAUGAUACUCAAAUUAUGUUCAAUUAUCUUUCCUCUUGUAAGAAUGAACCUGAUAUUUUAUCACUCUUCUCAGAAGUUCAAGGUCCUUGGUCUUUUAUAUAUUAUCAAGCUUCUAGUCAUUAUUUAUGGUUUGGUAGGGAUUUUUUUGGUCGCCGUAGCUUGCUUUGGCAUUUUAAUAAUUUGGGUGAGAGUUUCUGCCUCUCUUCAGUUGGCACCCAAACAUCUGGAGUGACCAAUCAGUGGCAAGAAGUCCCAGCAUCUGGGAUUUUUAGAAUUGAUCUCAAGUCUUCUGCCAUUUCCAGAUGUGUGAUUUUAAAAUUAUAUCCAUGGAAAUAUACUUCUAGGGAGAAUGUUAUCGAAGAAUGUGUUAAUAACCUGACUCAAAUUUCAACAGAUGUGCCAACUUUUGUAUCAGUGGUAGCAAGUGAAGCCAGACUAUCUCUUAAAGAACCUGUUGUUCCUUUAAAUGUGAUAUUGCCACAAGCUCCAUUUGCAGCUCAUUGCACUAAUAUUUCCAGCAUCCCACCUACAAGAGAGACACUUCAGGUCUUUCUUACUGAUGGACACAUGAAAGAAGUUGUUCAGCAAUUCAUCGAUGUCCUGAGUAUAGCUGUCAAGAGACGUGUCAUGUGUUUACUUAGGAAUGAAAGCUUAACAACAAAUGAGGUUUUGAAAACUUGUGAUAGAAAAGCAAAUGUUGCAAUUCUGUUUUCUGGGGGUAUUGAUUCCAUGGUUAUUGCAACCCUUGCUGACCGUCAUAUUCCUUUAGAUGAACCAAUUGAUCUUCUUAACGUGGCUUUCAUGACUAAAGAAAAAAACGUACCAACUCGUUUUAACAAAAAAGGGAAUAAACAGAAAAAUCAUUGUGAAAUACCUUCUGAAGAAUUCUCUAAAAAUCUUGGUGCUGCAGAUGAUGAUAACCCUGAUAAACAAUUCAGUGUACCAGAUCGAAUCACUGGAAGAGCAGGUCUAAAGGAACUACAAGCUCUUAACCCUUCUCGAAUGUGGAAUUUUGUUGAGAUUAAUGUUUCUUUGGAAGAACUGCAAAAAUUAAGAAGAACUCGAAUAUGCCAGUUAGUUCAGCCCUUGGAUACAGUUUUAGAUGAUAGCAUUGGCUGUGCAGUCUGGUUUGCUUCUAGAGGAAAUGGUUGUUUAGUGACCCAGGAUGAAAUGAAAUCAUAUCAGAGCAGUGCAAAGGUAGUUCUUACUGGAAUCGGUGCAGAUGAGCAACUUGCAGGCUAUUCUCGUCAUCGUGUCCGCUUUCAGACACAUGGGCUGCAAGGAUUGAAUAAGGAAAUAGAAAUGGAAUUAGGUAGAAUUUCUUCUAGAAAUCUUGGUCGCGAUGAUCGAGUUAUUGGUGAUCAUGGAAAAGAAGCAAGAUUUCCUUUCCUGGAUGAAAAUGUUGUGUCCUUUCUAAAUUCCCUACCAAUUUGGGAAAAGGCAGACUUGACUUUACCCCGUGGAAUUGGUGAGAAACUAAUUUUGCGUCUUGCAGCUCUGGAACUUGGUCUUACAACCUCUGCUCUUCUGCCAAAACGGGCCAUGCAGUUUGGAUCCAGAAUUGCAAAAAUGGAAAAGAAUAAUGAGAAGGCAUCUGAUAAAUGUGGAAGGCUCCAAGUCAAUUCUUCGGAGAACCUUUCUAUUAAAAGGGAUUAAAAUGUAAUAUUUCAAAACAUGACAUUUAUUAAAUGAUAGUUAUAAAAACAAUAAA
Choloepus didactylus (southern two-toed sloth) is the source of this 2014-nucleotide messenger RNA. It is a transcript of the gene ASNSD1, whose product is annotated as asparagine synthetase domain containing 1. The record is from RefSeq and is a predicted model, not a curated record. The coding region runs from base 37 to 1959 and encodes 640 amino acids. Lineage: Eukaryota; Metazoa; Chordata; Mammalia; Pilosa; Megalonychidae. Gene Ontology annotation, molecular function: asparagine synthase (glutamine-hydrolyzing) activity. The transcript has 3 exons.